AUGUCAAGCUCCAGCACAUCCACAACAAGCACGUCCAGUAGCACCAGCAGCACUUCAACUACCAGCACAUCUUCCUCUACGACGUCCACUAGCAGCACAUCCAGUUCAAGCACUUCGAGCACCAGUUCAAGCUCGACCAGCACCACCUCGUCGAGCACGAGCACUACUACCUCAUCUACAUCGAGCACGAGCUCAAGCACGUCCAGCUCGACUUCCUCUAGCACGAGCACGUCGAGCUCCACCACCACAAGCAGCAGCACCUCGACUUCCACGACAUCAACUACCAGCACCAGCACAGCCACGACAACUUCCUCGAGCACCGGCACGUCCAGCAGCAGCACAUCUACCGCUACGAGUGUAAGUACAAGCUCAAGCACCUCGACCAGCAGUACCUCCAGCACCAGCAGCUCCAGCACCACCACAUCCAGUUCCACCACCACGAGCAGCAGCACAUCCAGUUCCUCCACUUCAACCACAAGUUCAAGCACAUCAAGCACGACAUCUUCGAGCACGAGCAAGUCAAGCACCAGCACUUCGACAUCGUCUACCUCACAGACAAGCACGAGCAUUUCUACAACUAGCUCGACGAACACGGGCACGUCGCAGACCACGACCAGUGCCACUUCAACAUCAACCACCCAGUCCAGUACAUCAACAAGCAGCAGCUCGCAAACCACAACAUCCAGUUCGAGCAUAACAACUACGAGUACGUCUACAACCAGCACAUCAGCCACAAUCACUUCUACGAAAAGUACCACGGUGACUAGCACCUCCAGCACUGUUACAUCCAUCACGGUGUCCAGCACGUCCGUCACAGGCACGACUACCAGCAGCACUUCCAGCAGCACAACUUCAACGAGCAGGACGACAGGAACCAGCACCAGCACAUCCAGGACAGCCACUUCCAGCUCUACCACCACAACUUCAAGCUCCAGUGCAACAACAUCAAGCACAUCCAGCUCAACAACAUCAAGCUCGAGCUCGACCUCGUCCACAACAAGCAAAACAAGCAGUAGCACGUCCAGCUCAAGUUCAUCCAGCUCCAGCACAACAGCGACGACCACCUCCACGUCGAGUACAACGGCUUCGACGACGAGCACGUCGAGCAGCAGCACCAGCACCUCCACGACCAGCACGUCGAGCAGCAGCACGUCCACUUCCAGCUCUUCUAGUAGCACGACCAGCUCAUCCAGCACAAGCACAUCAAGCACGAGCACAUCAAGCUCUACGAGUUCCAGUAGCAGCUCGUCCACUUCCAGCACAUCCACAACAAGCACAUCCAGCAGCACCAGCAGCACGUCAACUACGAGCACAUCUAGUUCGACAACAUCCAGCACGACAUCAUCUAGUUCAACCAGUUCCAGCACCAGCACGUCAACCUCCAGCACAUCCACAACAAGCACAUCUAGCAGUACCACCACCACAUCAAGCUCGAGCACAUCCAGUUCGACAACUUCAAGCACCAGCACAUCUAGUUCAACCAGUACGAGCAGCACCACAUCAACCUCCAGCACAUCCACAACAAGUACGUCCAGCAGUACCACCAGCACAUCGAGCACGAGCACAUCCACGUCGACCUCGUCAAGCACGAGCACCUCCAGUUCCAGCACAUCAAGCACGAGUUCGAUCACGUCAUCUACAAGCUCUUCCUCUUCCAGCACAUCCAGCAGUAGUUCGACCACGUCUGUAUCCAGCACAUCCAGCACGAGUACAUCUAGCACCAGUACAAGCACGACGACUCCUGUGCCAUCUUGUCGCAAGUACAUGGCUGGGGUGCCUUUGGUCCCUGGCGCGAACCAGGUGAUGACCUGCCAGGGUGCCCAGGCAAACGAUUGGUGUCUGGCUGAUUCGAACACACACCCAGAAGGCCAUGCUUCCUGCGACGACUCCGCCUCUGCCAGACUCUUUUGUCCGAUUCGAGGGGAAAGCAACUCCAGUGACGAGUCCAUAAGCACAUGCCAAGCAUGUGCCACUGUGGUCGCUCAAGAUUGGGAUGAACAUGGCUACAAGCUUUUUGGUGAAAUUCGCUGGGGUCCUACGGCAGCCUGCCAGGCCAACGAGUCCACCAUCGAGGGCUAUCGAGUCUGGUUUGUCGAUGCGUGUGGUGUGAAACUGAAUCUGGUGGGCAGCGUCGGCACGAGACAACAGGAGUGGCAAUCGGAAAUGAUGGAAUGCUGUCAUCCAUCCUGGUAUUCAUUGGACCUCGGCGAGAUCGCAAUGCCGGCAGCCACGGUGGGCCUCACCAUCCUUCCUUAUCAGGGUGGGACUGAUCUGCCUGGACCAGUUCUGCCCAUUUUUAGACGUGUGUUGACGACCACGACCACGUCCACCAGCUUUACUCUCACCACUACUACAACGGUUUCGAGUUCCACAUCGUCAACGACGAUAUCGUCUUCGACAAUAACGACCACACCAGGUGCAGCCACACUGGAUGGUUGCUGGGGGCUUUCUGUCUCUGAUGCGGCGACAGCAGCUGAUACCCCAGAGUUCCAGGAGGCCUUGCGGCAGGUGUUGGCAAGGGCUGCCGGACCGGAUGUGCUGCCGGAGUAUGUCGUUGAUCUGAAUCUUGCUGCUGGCCUUGGCUGCGAUGGUCGCUUGCUUUCAGGCCGUCGCCUGCAGCAAGCCCUGCGUGUGGACUACCUCAUUGUCUUUCCGACAUCACUUGGUCUUGAAGCAGCCGUUGUACUUGCGGAGACAAGCCAAAAAGGAUUGGAGACGGUCUCGGUAGAGGCAACCUCCGCAUGGCUGAAAGAAGAAGUCGCUCAGGUGGAGGCUUUGCAAAACUUGGAGGUUGCCGUGGCAACCAAGAGUGUCGCUCUAAGCUUGUCAUCCGAAGCACAGCAGUUAAUGCCAGAAAACAAUGCUGAUGGCACGGCUAUUCGGCUCACUGUCGGGUCCGUCGCGAUUCUCUUUCCGGCCUGCCUCCUCGUACUCUCUUGGAGGUGUGGGAAGCGGCUGGUGCGAAAUGCAGCUAUUUCGCAAUCUUCUGACUUCAAACUGGAGGUGGAGGUUUACCCGGAAGUCGACAUCCAGGAUAUCCGACGGUCAAGCCUUAUGGACGACGAAGACUUCCGGUUGUCCGCUGGUGUGGAAGAGACUCCUAAUCAGGAUCUUGAGUGUCCAGCACCGGCAAUAAAACCAAAGCGCAUGGUGCCGAAAGGCCGCGUCGCGAAGAAAGCCUUGGCUGUAGCGGUCCUGGCAGAGGGGGCAGGCGAAAGGAGGCAGAAAGCUAAGCGUCUGGUGCCAAAGCAGAGAAGGGCCAAGAAGCAGCCAGAAGCGAUUGCCGAUGCCACCGAGCCCAGUGAGAUCCAGAUUAGCUUCGAGCCAGCAUCCCAGAGUGGAAUUUCCCGGUUCGACGACGACAACCUGUUGGAGCCGCCCUCUGCCUGGCUGACCGACGAGGAGGAUGAGGAAGAGAUGGCCAUUUCCAGUGCGCUGGAGCAUCCGUCACCCUCGGAGACAGAGGUAAGUACAAGAGUUAAUGUCGAGUCAGCGCCACCGAAGCCUAAGAAGGUGAAAAAGCGUGCUGUGGCCAAAAAAUCGAAGAAAGCUACAGCAUCGGCAGAGGAGGCGCGCUUUGAGGGAUCGGAGGACGAGGUGGUGUCGGCACCAUCUUUGCCUUGGGAGGAGUUUCAGGAUUCCGCCGUUAAUUCCGCCGUUAAUGCUCGUCCUCAAAUGGCCAACAAAGAUGACCCCCAUGAAACAUGGUAA
This is a messenger RNA of Symbiodinium sp. CCMP2592, 3711 nucleotides long. The record is from the annotation of a GenBank genome assembly. NCBI's taxonomy places the organism in Eukaryota, Dinophyceae, Suessiales, Symbiodiniaceae.